Messenger RNA from Pectinophora gossypiella (pink bollworm), 5721 nucleotides. RefSeq names its product serine/arginine repetitive matrix protein 2. The transcript has 10 exons. Gene Ontology annotation, cellular component: extracellular region. The coding region runs from base 437 to 3913 and encodes 1158 amino acids. Gene Ontology annotation, molecular function: chitin binding. The record is from RefSeq and is a predicted model, not a curated record. Lineage: Eukaryota; Metazoa; Arthropoda; Insecta; Lepidoptera; Gelechiidae.
GGCGCAAGACCACUUGCGCGCGAGUCGUAUUAUAGCUGAUUUUUAGUGCGUUUUGUAGUUAUUUAGCUAAUUUUUAGUGCUAUUAGUGCAAUAGAUAGCUAUAUUUUAGUAUUAUAAAUUGGCAAAAAAAAACUAUAAAUGCAAGAUUACAAACCCCCGCCCGAACCGCAAAAGGGUGUAACCCAAAUAAUUUGUGAUUUUAUCAAGGACUUCUUUUACUUGUACAUAAAGUUUGCACUUUACGCUUUGGCUAUUUACAUUCUUUUCUACUAUUACGACUACUAUUUUGGCUAAUUCUUUUUUUAUACUACAGUGACGCAGAGAUAUGUGAAGUGAACAAAAAAAAACAGUGGAAAGUGAACUUUGUGUGUGUUUUAAAGGAUUUUGGACUUGUGACGUUUUGACACAGAGGCGAAGUUUCGAUCACACUGGCAGUAUGAAGCGAGCAAGACACAGAUGGCUGGGAAUCACUAUACUUUGCUUGACAGUCCUCGCCGUCCUACCAUCCACAUCAGCAGUCAAAGCCACGUCUCUGAUCUUCGCGAAGACCACCAGCACUACAGCCGCGCCGGAGGAACCAUCCGGACCCUCAGGGCCUGAGGAUGGUGCACAGGUUGAAACAACAGCGGAGGGCGCGGAGGGGGCUCCAGCAACCAACACAACCAGCAAGCUGUCAGGCAACCCACAGAUCGAUUACAUUUACGACCCGAACCUGCCUAGAGAAUUGAAUGGGUACAAUCUAUCAGACUACCCGUUCUACGAGACAGUUCCUCCGCCUGAGACUAUCGACUUCAAAUGCGAUGGUCUUCAUGACGGCUUCUAUGCUUCUGUGCCUCAUAAGUGUCAGGUCUACCACCACUGCCUGUUCGGCACCAGAUACGACUUCCUCUGCGCCAACUACACAGCCUUCGACCAGAAGACCUUCAUCUGCCACUUCGUCUCCGAAGUAGACUGCAAGAACUCUCCCAAUUAUUUUAACAGAAACGAAGCCCUCUACAAAGCAACUACAGCUGCGACCCCGCCUCCACCGCCGUCGACCACCACCACAACGACUCCUGCGCCGCCGCCUCGCCCGCCGCGCCGCCGCCGCCCUUACUAUCGAUACGAAUAUGACGACGACGAGUACUAUGAUGAAUACGAUUAUGAAGAGAGAGGGCGCGGCCGCGGUAGGAGACCACAAAACAGAAGACCAGGCAAAGGAAGGCCGUACGAAUAUGAUGAUGACAGAUACGAAACCCGUCAAAGACCAAGAGACGACCCGGAAGAAGAAUACGAAGACAGGAGGCCCUACGAGGACCGUAGACGACCAGGGAAACGGACAUACUACGACAGAGAACGCCCUGAGAGGCCUGAGCGGCCUGAACGCCCAGAACGCCCUGAGCGACCAGAACGCCCGGAGCGCCCCGAGCGCCCGGAGAGAAGACCUUACGACGAUGAAGAAAGAAGACCAGGUUUCAGAGCAGGAAAUCGCAGACAAAGACCCAGAGAUGAAGAUAGAUACAGAGUUGACGAUGAAAGACCCAGAGCUGGACAACGAGAUCAGAAAAAAGAUGAAGGUCGAGUAAGAGACGAAAUCAGACCCAGAGAUGAAGUAAGAGCGACUGAUGAAAGACCUAGGGAUGAAAUAAAACCCAGAGAUGAAUUUAGGCCAAGGGAUGAAAUUCGACCUAGGGAUGAAAUCCGGCCUAGGGAUGAGAUCCGACCUAGGGACGAAAUAAGGCCUAGAGAUGAAGUCAGACCAAGAGAACCAAUUAGACCAAGGGAUGAAAUUAAAGGCAGAGAUGAAGUCAGGACUGAGGUGAGAUCCAGAGAUGAAUUACGACCUAGGGACGAAAUCCGGCCAAGAGACGAAAAACGAGGACCAGAAGAACCUAGAAUUCCAAGACCAAGGGAUGAGCGCAGACCUUCAAGAGAUGAAGUCGAACCCAAAAGACCCAGAGAUGAUCGCUACAGUGAAGGCAGACGGUACAGAGAAGACCGACCUUACAGAAACCGUGAUGACAGAGACAGAGAACGCCCUUACAGAGACGAUGAUAGACAAGAGGAAAAAAGACAAUCAACUGCCCCAGAAACGCCUUUAGUCAAACCAAAUGGUCACGGGAUAUUCAGUCAGCCACGAAUGGCGCCGAAGAUAAAACGCCCUGUGCCAGCGAAGGAAAAAGAUAAGUAUGGAUAUGUGCCUGUAACGACUACGAAGGCGCCGCCAAAAGAUGAUGAAUAUUACGAUGAUUAUGAAGAUGAAGAUACGAGCAAGCCAUCUUCGUCUGGGAAAAGUAGUACAGUAGAAAAGAGACCACGGCCUGAGCCUGUGGAUAAGCCGAGCUUCAAGCCAUCCAGGCCUCACAGAAGGCCAGCGGAAUACAAAUCAAAGAAGCCCUAUGAUGACGAAUAUGACGAUGAUGGUAAAAGUCAAAGAUACUACCAAGUCAGGAGCAAAGAACCUGUAAAAAAACCUGUAGACGAAGAAUAUUAUGAUUACGAUGACAAAAGAGACGAUAGGCCGAAGCUUUUUGAAGAAGACAUAACAUACAAAAUAAAAGAUUUGAAGCCGAACGUGAAAGUGGUGAAGCGACCUUUUUUACCGUCUCGGGGUGGUAGCCCUUACUUGCCUAGAGGCUUGAGCCCCGUUGGAGGUAGAAACAUGAGUUCCCCUCUAAAUACCACCCCUAAACCUACCACAACCACUUCUACAACUACAACAACGACUACUACAACUAGACCUACAACUAGACCUCCCACUACUACAACUACAAGACCUACAACAACCGCUAGAUACUUAACAACAACAGCACAACCUACUACAACAGUUUACACAACAGAAGCACCAACGAAACAGACAACAACAGUAGAAUACGAAGAGUACUAUGACGAAGAUGAAGCUGAAGACUACGAUACUAAACAUAAAUCAACAACGACUGUUGAAUCUGAAACACUUGAACAACUAACAACAAAAGAGCCUGAAGUAACACAAACCAACAAGCCUGUUACCACAACAGAGUAUGUGACAACAGAAGAGAGAGCUAAGAACUUAGCGUCAAAAGUUUUGAGUUCAUAUAAUGAUAAUUAUGAAGCAAUACAGAAACAAUUACAGAGUACUUUAUCACCAGGUGACUAUUUAAAGCCUUACUUGUCUACUCAAGUGCCUAAAAGCCAUAAAUAUAACACAGACGUGCCUAGACCCGUUCCUAAGGAGCCUAGUCUAGAUUUCUUCGAACCAACUCAGGACGACACAGAAGAUUACUUUGAGCCUAAGGAACGCAUACCUGUACCUCGCGAGCCUCAACCACAGCAACAGCCUAAAACAGAAAAACAUCAACCAAAACCGGAGAAUGUCCAGAAACCUGAGACAUAUCAGCCAAAAUUGGAACCGUAUCAACCAAAACUAGAACAUUAUCAACCGAAACCCGAAACCUAUCAGCAGAAAGAAUCAUACAAAACAACAUACAAACCCAAACUUGAAGAGCAAACGUUCAAGCCAAUAGUCAAACCCCAACCUAAACCAGACAUAUCCAAACCUUACACUGCAACAGGCAAGCCUAUUUUAGAAAACAUCUCUAUCAAGCACAACUUAGCAGAUUCCAUUGAAAAUGAGUACGAAGACAUCCGUCUAAACGAGGCACUUGCACCGAACUUGCCGCCAACUGUCAACGUUAGGACUCCAAGUGGGUUCGUGGUGCCAGUUGAGAGAGAUUACGCCUAUUCCAGGUUUAGAACUAAUUUACAACAAGAACCCCAGUACGCUGCGUCAGAAUUGACAAGCUUUCAGCUACGAAAGCGCCCACAGAUAUCUGGAGUUAGCAUAAGAACACCGAACUCGUAUUAUUUACAACCACAGAGGUUGUAUGAUGACGGAAUUGUAAGACAUCCAAGGCAAUUGAUAUAUAGACAAGUAAUACCUUCUGGUGUAUAUUAAAGUGUGAUGUAAUUAGCUCUUUAAAUUAAGGUCUAUCGUGAGUUUUUUACAGGCAAUAAAACUGAGGUAGCGAUGUUGCAAAAUCCAUAGCAUUAUCCCGUUUUUUUCACAGGGUCCGCUUGCCUAACCUGAAGACUUGACAUGUCCGGUUUUUUAUAAAAGCGACUGCCUUUCUGAACUUCUCACCCGCGAAGGGAUAACCAGCCCAAUAUAAGUUAGGUCACUAAAAAUUCAUUUCUCGGGUUGUGAGUUUCCUCACGAUGUUUUUCUUCAAGCGAUUUUGCAUAAUAAAUUAAGUAAUAUUCUAAUUCGUUAGACAACUACGGUGCAACUUUUUUAUGUUACAUUCUAAAUAUGAAAUUAUUUUUAGUAAUUUUUCCAUUGUGUUUGUUCCUUUUAAAGUGCAAGGAUUUAUUUAUAGAAACAUAUUAAACAAAAAAAACUACAAAACAUAAAAAUUGAACAACUACUAGACAAUAUUUCCAAAUUACAAACAAAAGAAUAAAAGUAAAAAGAAAUUAAGUGCAAAUUCGAAGCGCCUUUCUCGAAAUGGGGCACGAUCAAUAUAAUAUAAUAAGUAUUAUAAUUAUUUUCACUUCAAUUCAAUUUAUUCUUGUUUUAAAAACUUAUCUUUGUCUCCUUACAAGUUUAUUAAAUUAGGUCCCAAAUUAUUUCUAAAGUAACACGUUCAUUGUGUAACUGAAAAUUAAAUAUCAACCCCUCACGUGCAAUGUUAUUUUUAGAUAAACACGGCAUGAAAAAAUGUGCCCCACAUAUGGUUCAUGCAGGUAUGAAUUUCAAAUUUCAUGCCUCAUAUGUGGUUCAUACACAGUGAACGUAUUAAAGCUGAAACUUUGAGAAAACUAUAAAAACCUCGAACAAAGUGUUUGUAUAAUCUUAAACAGCGCCACCUAGCGAAUGACGGUUAUAAUUUAUAGAAAACUCACGGUAGACAAAGCCACUUGGACAAUUGGCGUAGUGUUUAUAAGCUCUUUAGCCGAACUUAGACGAUUUUUAUAGUUUAGUCGCGACUUGUUUAAUCGUCAAUCUCACUCGAAGUGAUGAAGAUUUAUUGAAGGACUUACCAGGCGACGGUCCUCAGUAAGAAUAUAGAUGACACUGUACAGACUAGCUUUCGUUUAAUCUUCGUUUAAUUUCAUAGAUAACAGAGAUAUCCAUCUUUUAUCUUUAUUUUUGGGUAUAAAUGAUGACCCUUAUGUUAUUACACCCAGGCUCAAUUAAGAAUUUUUCAUUUCCUGACCCAAAUGAUGAUAAUACACUCUAAAACCGAUAGAUGGCGUUGUCAUCUUUAGUAACAAGUAAACUAAACACUCGACUAAACUACAUAAAUCGUCUAAACAUGGCACUAACUAACCAUUGGGUGUAGGUAGCCCAAAUCGGUUUAAAUAAAAGCCUGUAGGUUUUAAUAAAACAAAAAGAAAACGCUACAGGUUUUUGUGAAAAAAAAACGAACUAAUUAUGUUAGUCAUUUUAAUUUUAACAUUGUAAAUUAAAUAAUUUAAGAAAGAUCAUUUUUUUUGAAAAUUAUGUCACUGCCAAUCUGUAUUUAUAGAUAAAUAUUUUUUUUUUUAUUAAGGACCUUCAAAAUACUCUAAGUUACCCUAUUUUUAAGGAGAAUAAAAUAAAAAAUAUAUAUGUAUUUUCUGAGUUACCUGUUUCGUUACUGAGCACUGAAUGUUUUUUUAUUUUUUUAUACGGGCGCGAGUGGUUGAAUUUUGUAAUUACACUUAAAAAAGUUAUUUUUAAGACAAAUUUCUUAAAAAAUAAUAAAAUGGUUGUAAAGUGAA